AUGAAGGUCGAAGCCAAGUCUGUCGCUCUUACGAGGAAAGAAUUCGGUUUGAAAACGGAGGGUUUCAAGAUUUCGAAGCCGACGAACAAGCUUGAAAGCAACGCAGAGAUGCAGGCAUGCUUUAAGAAAUUAAAGGAAUUAGUACCAACGGUUCCUCAGCACACGAGGUUGAACCAGGUGGACCUUUUACAACACGUAAUAGACUAUAUUUUGGACUUAGAAAUCACAUUAGACACUCAUCCAGCAUCCAGCAGCUUACCUCAUCUUGUCAAUGCCAUGAGCCAAGCGACGCGGACGCCAUUAGGAGAAAAUACAGUGAAUACGUCACAUAAUCAGGCUAAGAAUGCGACGGCGACACGGCGGCGCCAGCUCGUUGUUGGUGACAUUCCAAGGGUCCGUCCUCUAGCCCAGGUGGCCGGAUGGAUGCCAAGCUAG
This is a messenger RNA of Lineus longissimus, 435 nucleotides long. Its product is annotated as DNA-binding protein inhibitor ID-2-like. Gene Ontology annotation, biological process: circadian regulation of gene expression; cell differentiation; negative regulation of transcription by RNA polymerase II. The transcript is spliced from 2 exons. The coding region runs from base 1 to 435 and encodes 144 amino acids. The record is from RefSeq and is a predicted model, not a curated record. Gene Ontology annotation, cellular component: nucleus; cytoplasm. Gene Ontology annotation, molecular function: protein dimerization activity; transcription regulator activity. Lineage: Eukaryota; Metazoa; Nemertea; Pilidiophora; Heteronemertea; Lineidae.